AUGGUUCUCAGUUUGUUUGGAUGGGGAAGUUAUGCGAGGCCAGAGUCAGGAGAGGCUAUCGAGCUUGAGCCGAAGGGAAAGGUUGUCAGGACACGAGCUGAGCAGCUGAAACGGUUAGGUAACCAGGAGGAUUCCCCUGCAGGUCUGUGCUCCCAAUCGGACCUCCUUUACCCAGGACUAGUGAACAUCUCGGGAACCUAUUGCUUCCUCAAUGCUGUCCUCCAGGCGCUCGCUUCUUGUGUAUAUCUCCAACCGUUCUUGGAUCAGUUACAAGAGAGAGCAGAGGAGUUAGACGUUCCAACCCCAGUCAUCGACGCACUGCGGGAUAUUUUGCAAAAACUAGAUGCCCCUGGUACCCGCUUUCAGGCACUGCGCCCAUCCGCCAUUAUCGAAGCGCUCGCCAAUUCUUCCCAGCAGAAUCAUAACACCCUAUUCCUAUCGCGGGAGCACCAAGAUGCACAAGAACUAUUCCAGCUAGUAUCGAGUGUGCUGCAGGAAGAAACAAACGCCGUCCAGCAGGAGGCGAUCAAAGAUUUGGGUUUGAAGGGGCUGCAUUCGCUCAAGCCCGCGAGUUCAGGUGCGGUGGACCUGUCCACCCCUUUCGAAGGUCUUUCCGCCAACCGGAGGACCUGUGGGGACUGCGGCUACACCGAGGCCGUGAUGCACUUUCCCUUCGACAAUAUCACGCUCGCCCUCCCUGCACAAUCAUCUUGCGGUCUUGAGGAGUGCUUGCUGGACUACACACGUGUCGAACGGCUGACCGAUUGCGUAUGCCGAAAGUGCUCAAUGCUUGCGACGUUGUGGAAGCUCGGAGCCGACUCACAGCGGCUGGCGGAUAGGGGUGAAGAAAGGAGUCCAAGCAAGAAGAAGCGUGGGAAAGAGGCAAAAAAGCUUGAGGGACGAGUGAAGGAGGCGAUUGAUGGUGGGAGGGUCGAAGAGGAUAUCAAGGGGGUCAAGGUGGAGAAGGUGUAUAGUAGCUCAUCGAGCAAGCAGACGAUGAUUGCUCGGCCACCUCCAAUACUCGUCCUGCAUGUCAACCGGUCGACCUACUUCGGUCACGGCUACGCUGGGCGCAACUCCUGCCGCGUCUACUUUCCUGAGCUGCUCGACUUGACCCCUUUCACCACGGGCGGGGAGCUUAACUUACUCCCUAAUGUUUCCCUCUCCGCACCAUCUAUUCUCUCCCUUCCAGCCCUCCUAGCCAAUACCCGCGCUGCCGUGUUAUAUCGUCUCGAUGCCGUCGUGUGCCAUUACGGCACCCACUCCUACGGACACUAUGUUGCCUUCCGACGGAAACCCGCACCUCCAAACACCAAAGUUCGCUGGGCCCCACCCACGCUUUCCUGCCCCCUCGACUGUAUUUGCGAGGACUGCCGUGUUUAUGGACCCGUGAGGGACCAGUAUAGCGGCCGUUAUGCGGGGUGGUUGAGGAUGAGCGACGACAAUGUUGAGGAGGUGGGGCUGAGUGCAGUGCUUAGAGAGACAGCGGGGACGUUCAUGUUGUUCUACGAGCGGAUACAGAUGCCGCCAAAUCCUGUCGCAGUACAGAAGACGGGAGAAAAGGCGGACAAGACGAGCGGGCGGAUCGUGCACAGCGUACAGAUUCGAAACGGGCGACGAACGGAGAACGGGCACAAGCUGGAGUUGGCGGCAGAGUCGAGCAUGGAUAUUGACAGCAGUUCUAGAGAGGGAAGCGAGACGCCUGAACCUGCGCCAAGUGAGGGGACAGCUACUGUUGUUGGCGAGGAGCGGCAAGAUGUUGGAAAACUGUAA
This is a messenger RNA of Dacryopinax primogenitus, 1773 nucleotides long. Its product is annotated as cysteine proteinase. The record is from RefSeq and is a predicted model, not a curated record. Gene Ontology annotation, cellular component: nucleus; cytosol. The coding region runs from base 1 to 1773 and encodes 590 amino acids. Gene Ontology annotation, molecular function: cysteine-type deubiquitinase activity; cysteine-type endopeptidase activity. Lineage: Eukaryota; Fungi; Basidiomycota; Dacrymycetes; Dacrymycetales; Dacrymycetaceae. Gene Ontology annotation, biological process: protein deubiquitination. The transcript is spliced from 5 exons.